Messenger RNA from Schizosaccharomyces osmophilus, 1866 nucleotides. It is a transcript of the gene ain1, whose product is annotated as alpha-actinin. The coding region runs from base 1 to 1866 and encodes 621 amino acids. The transcript is spliced from 3 exons. Gene Ontology annotation, molecular function: actin lateral binding. NCBI's taxonomy places the organism in Eukaryota, Fungi, Ascomycota, Schizosaccharomycetes, Schizosaccharomycetales, Schizosaccharomycetaceae. The record is from RefSeq and is a predicted model, not a curated record. Gene Ontology annotation, cellular component: actin filament bundle; actomyosin contractile ring; cortical actin cytoskeleton. Gene Ontology annotation, biological process: actin filament bundle assembly; actin cytoskeleton organization.
AUGCAAGCAAAUCAAUGGCAGAACGUACAAAAUAGAACUUUUACAAAAUGGUUUAACACAAAACUUUCAUUACACGAUUUACCUACGGUUUUAAACCUGGGGAAAGAUUUAUCAGACGGAAUACUCUUAAUUCAGCUAUUAGAAAUCAUUGGCGAUGAACAAUUAGGGAAAUACAAUCGGAAGCCUCGUCUCCGUUUGCACAAACUCGAAAAUGUCAAUAAGGCUUUGGAGUACAUCAAGAGUAAAGGGAUGCCUUUAACAAACAUUGGUCCAGCUGACAUCGUUGAUGGAAACCUCAAAUUAAUCCUUGGUUUAAUUUGGACUUUGAUUUUAAGAUUCACAAUUGCUGAUAUUAAUGAAGAAGGUUUGACUGCUAAGGAAGGUUUGCUUCUAUGGUGUCAGCGGAAAACUGCAAAGUAUCGUCCAGAGGUGGAAAUUCAUGAUUUCUCAAGAAGUUGGACGAAUGGCUUGGCAUUCUGUGCUUUAAUUCACAAGCAUCGACCUGACCUGUUGAACUAUCACGAACUAGACAAAAAAGACAAUCGAAAAAAUAUGCAGCUUGCUUUUGAUAUUGCUCAAGAGCAUAUCGGUAUCCCUCGUUUAAUCGACGUCGAGGAUGUUUGCGAUGUCGAUCGUCCCGAUGAACGCAGUAUCAUGACUUAUAUUGCGGAAUACUUUCAUGCUUUUUCUACCCUGGAUAAGGUCGAGACUGCUGCUAGAAGAGUUGAGAGAUUUACGGAAGUUUUGAUGUCAACGCGCUCGAUGCAGGAAGACUAUGAAACUCGUAUGAAACGACUUUUAGAGAGCAUUUCUCGAGUUCGUGAAUACUGGAAGGCAUCUACUUUUGAGAACACAUAUUCUGAUGUUAAAGCUCAUUCUCGAGAUUUUGUUGGUUUCAAGGCAGCUGAAAAACGAGAAUGGGUAAAGGAGAAAAUUGACCUUGAAUCCCUCCUCGCAACAAUUCAGACAAGUCUAAAAACCUACCAACUUCAAAUGUAUGAGCCUCCUGCUGGCUUGAAAAUUGUGGACUUGGAACGUGAAUGGAAGGAUUUUCUGACCGAAGAAGCAGAUCGCUCUAAGUUAAUAAAUACCCGUAUGAGAGAGAUUAAAGAAAAUAUGCGUAUAUCUUUCGCAGAACGCGCAAACAGUUUUUCAAAAAUGCUUUCAACCAUUUCAAAUGAGAUUUCUAACCUUCAGGGAGAAUGGAGGGAUCAACUAGACCAUGUUGAGUUUUUACAAGAACAUUUAGGUCCAUUGGAAAUUGAGUUAGCCAGCGUGAAGGUCCAUUCAGACAACUGUAGGGAAGCAGGUAUUGAAGAAAAUGAUUACACUUUAUUUUCCUAUGACGAUUUGGAACAUGAGUUCGGUGUCACAGCUGAAAUUAUUGCUCAUAAAAUAAAGUACUUACAGAACGAAAUUUUGGAAAGAGAGAAACGAACCCUCUCGAAGCAAGAAUUGGAUGGUAUAGCAACCGUCUUCCGUCAUUUUGAGAAGAAAAAGUCAAAUUUGUUGAAUGAGAUGGAAUUUUAUGCCGCAUUGGCUUCUUUGGGUUUAGUUUAUGACUCGGAAGAAGGUACGGCCUUAUUUGAGAGAGCAUCGAACGGUGAAGAGGGAGUAACAUGUGAACGUUUCACAGAAGUUGUGAUGGAGGAACUAGAAGAUCGUGACAGCGCCCGUCAAGUUUUGUACGCCUUUUGCGAUGUUGCUGAUGGAAAGUCCUAUGUUACAGUCGAUGAUUUAAUGAAAAGUCAAGUUCGUCCAAAUUUUGUGAAAUUUUUGGAAACAAACAUGAAGAAAGAUAACAAGGGAAUGGAUUACUUAACUUGGAUCAGAGAAUUGAUUGCAGAAGACAAAGAAUUCCCAUGA